Messenger RNA from Psylliodes chrysocephalus, 1242 nucleotides. The record is from the annotation of a GenBank genome assembly. NCBI's taxonomy places the organism in Eukaryota, Metazoa, Arthropoda, Insecta, Coleoptera, Chrysomelidae.
AACGAUAACGUAAAUUUUGAUGCCAUUGGCUAAAAUAUCAAAGACGAGGAAAAUAAUCAUUGAUAAUAUGAGUAAUAAGUGAUAUUAUCUUAAGAGUUAAAAUUUCAAAUAAGAUGCUUAGCGUAACACGAAAUUGUGUUUAUUUAUCGCGAAUUUAUAAUCUACAAGCAAUGUGCUUAAGAUUUACGAUGAAAUUUAUCAUCGUAGCAUUUGUCUGCAUCAUUGGUAUCAAUGCUCUAUCAGAAAAAGAGCAAUGGUUAACGUUUAAGCAAAACCAUGGAAAGAAUUACAAGAAUAUCGCAGAAGAAAAUUACCGUUUCUCCGUAUUUCAAAACAACCUCCGCCAGAUUAGUGAACAUAAUGAGAGAUAUACAAAUGGAGAAACCACUUAUUUCCUAGGAGUCAACAAAUUUGCGGAUAGAACGUCAGAUGAGUUCAGAGGUAUGUUGAAAAGCCAGAAAAUAAAUCUGCUGAAUUCAGAAGAUGCAAAAUUAAAUAAAUUGUCAAAGACAGUAGAGGCAGCCGAAGCUCCUGUUGAUUGGAGAUCAAAGGGGGUUGUACUUCCGGUUAGAGAUCAAGGAGACUGUGGCGGCUCUUGGCCAUUCGCUGUAGCUGCCUCUAUCGAAAGUCAAAAUGUUAUUAUCAAUAAUGUUACUGAACAACUUAGUACCCAACAAUUUAUAGACUGUUAUGGGCCUCAAGUAGAUAAAUGUAAUAUUACUGGUGAUAUACUAAACGGUUUCGAUUAUGCACAGGACUACAGAUUAUUGCCCGAAUCAGAAUAUCCUUAUGUAGGUGCUCAAUCAGUGUGUACAGCUGACACAAAUAAAGGUAUUGUUCGCGCUUACAGUGUCUUUGUCGCUCAAAGCUCAGAAGCAAUUCUUCAAGCUUAUAUCGGUAAAUAUGGACCAAUGGCCUCUACAAUCAAUGCAGACUGUAUCCAAUUGUAUGCUGGUGGAAUCUUUAGUAACUCCUCAUGUCCAAACACAAUAAAUGAUAUCAACUUUGCUCUUUUGAAUGUGGGAUAUGACACAAGUUCUGAUGGAAUUGAAUACUGGAUCCUUAAAAAUUCUUGGGGAACUGGAUGGGGUGAAGAAGGAUAUCUAAGAUUGAAGAAAGGGGAUAAGGAACUUGGUAUUAACCUUAGAAAUGGUCUUCCUUUUAUUUACAGAUAAAUUUAAACUAGACAAUUGUUUUAAAUAAAAAAAAUUUUUAAAGUGUGCUAUUGGUUUUUUUUUUUUU